AUGAACGAUAUUUCAAUUAACUUAACUUUAGAAUUAGAAGGAAAAAGUAGCACAUCUUAUAUUGUUUGUCCAAUAAGAUUAACUAAUAAUAAAGUAGAACGUCAUGUUAAUUUGCUUAUUAUACAAAAUAAAUAUUAUCCAAAAGCUCAUGAGGUAGAAGAAGAAGAAGGAGAAGAAAUUAAAUAUCACUAUGUAUGGAUAAUACAUUUAUCUAGACUUGUUUCCAGUCAAAGUUCUAAAAUGUUAUUUUAUAAUUUAACCAAUUAUGAUGAACAUCUGAUGAUUAGAGAGAUAUGCCGAAAAGGAAGUGUCAGUGUACUUCCAAUUAAUGAAGAAAAAUAUAUUUCUUUUACAUUGUUUGAAAGCAAUAGCAAACUUAAAUUUAGAUUCAUAGAUUCGUACAGAUUCAUGAGUGCUAGCCUUGAUGAGUUGAUUUCCUUGUUGCUUAAAGAUAAAUUUACAAUUUUGCAAAAGGAAUUUCAUCAUUUGGAUAAAGAACACUUUGAAUUGCUAACUAGAAAAGGAGUAUUUCCAUAUGAUUAUAUUGACAAUGUGGACAAAUUGAAUGAAACAAAUUUACCGCCGAUCAAAUGUUUUUACAACAGAUUGAAUGAUGAAGGAAUCAGUAAGGAGAAGUAUGAACAUGCACAAAACAUAUGUAAUAUGUUUAAUAUUAAAUCUUUAGGUGAAUAUAGUGAUCUGUAUAUGAAAACUGACAUUAUACUUCUUGCUACAGUGAUGGAAAAUUUUAGACAGACUGCCUUUGAAAUUUACGGUUUAGAUCCACAUUGGUACUAUACUAUGCCUAGUUAUACUUGGGAUUGUAUGUUAAAGUAUACGAAAUGUAAGCUCCAAAUUUUAAAAGAUGUGGAUAUGAUCCUUUUUAUGGAGAAAGCAAUACGAGGAGGAGUUUCGAUGUGUUGUAAUCGUUAUUCUGAAGCAAAUAAUGAAUAUUUACCUAAUUACAAUCCUUCAAAACCUUCAAAAAGCCUCCUAUAUUUAGAUGUUAAUAACCUAUAUGGUUGGGCUAUGACUGAAGCCCUACCGUACGGACAUUUCAAAUGGCUUGAAAAUUUUGAUAACUUUAAUGUAAUGGAAAUAGCAGACGAUGCAGAGGAAGGAUUUAUUUUGCAAGUGGACUUGGAGUAUCCCAAAAGAUUACAUGAUUUGCAUAGAGAUAUUCCAUUUUGCCCUGAACAUCGUAUACCACCCGUAUCAAAAUUACCGAAAUUAAUGACAACUUUGUUUGAUAAGAAAGAAUAUAUAUUACACUAUAGAAAUUUGAAGCAAGCACUAGAACAUGGGUUUGUUUUGAAGAAAAUUCAUAAAGUUCUUCAAUUUAAACAAUUCAAAUGGCUGAAGCCAUACAUUGAUUUAAAUACUUGUUUAAGAGCAGCAGCUACCAACAACUUUAAACGAAAUCAAUUGAAACUUGCCAACAAUGCAAUUUAUGCUAAAACUCUUGAAGAUAUUAAGCGUCAUCGAGUGGUAUCGAUCGUAAAUAGAUAUGAAGGAAGAUAUGGAGUGAAAAAUUUGAUUUCUAGUCCACGUUUUCAAAGUAGAACCAUUUUUGAUGAUAAUCUAAUGGUAGUUGAAUUAAGAAAAACGGAAGUAAUAUUCAACAAACCUAUAUACAUAGGUAUGGUUAUUUUAGAUUUAUCAAAAAUUUGUAUGUACGAUUUUGUUGGAUUAAGAUCCAAAAUGUACGCAUGUAAAUUAUAUAAUACUCCGAAUGAGGAACAAAAAAGAGUAAUUAAAAAAUCGAAAGGAAUUAAAGUUGCAAUAGUAAAGAACAAGAUAACCUUUGAGGAUUAUGAGAAAUGUUUAACGGAAAAAACUAAUACAAUCAUAACACAACAGUCCAUUCGAUCUUACGCUCACAAUAUUUAUUCCAUAGAACAACAAAAAGUUGGUUUAAGUUACAAUGAUAAUAAAGGUCAACUACUUUCUUCAUCAUUUGAUACAUUGCCGUGGGGUCAUUAUAGAAAUUAG
Diorhabda sublineata is the source of this 1992-nucleotide messenger RNA. RefSeq lists its product as uncharacterized. The coding region runs from base 1 to 1992 and encodes 663 amino acids. The record is from RefSeq and is a predicted model, not a curated record. NCBI's taxonomy places the organism in Eukaryota, Metazoa, Arthropoda, Insecta, Coleoptera, Chrysomelidae. Gene Ontology annotation, molecular function: nucleic acid binding. The transcript has 2 exons.